AUGUCAGGGUCGACCGAGAAUAGAAUCUUUUUUCUUCAGGACAUUCCUGGCAAAGGUAAAGGACUUAUUGCCACUAAUAAGAUUCUUAAGGGUACUAGAAUUCUCUCUGAAGAGACUAUUAUGAGAGUUCCUGACAAUGCGCCCGACAGUCCGGUCCUACAGUCCUCCGUACGCAGGCAGGUUGAUGAACUUACCUCGGAACAACGGCAGGCCUUUCUAUCCAUGUGCAACGUCUAUCCAAGCAACACUGCCUCACAAUAUAUUGGUAUCAUUCGAACGAACACUCUUCCUAUUGACAUUGGCGGUGGCAUCUUUAUUGAUGCGUGCCGCAUAAACCACGCCUGCGACAAAACCGAAUAUCACUAUCCAGCGUCGUGGUGCGGACCUUUCGGGUAG
Fusarium verticillioides 7600 is the source of this 396-nucleotide messenger RNA. RefSeq lists its product as hypothetical. The coding region runs from base 1 to 396 and encodes 131 amino acids. The record is from RefSeq and is a predicted model, not a curated record. NCBI's taxonomy places the organism in Eukaryota, Fungi, Ascomycota, Sordariomycetes, Hypocreales, Nectriaceae. The transcript has a single exon.